CUCCAGUGGACGUCCGUACGCUCGUGCGACGUAGCGGGGCCUGAGCCACCGGGAGACCGAGAAAGCGCCACUGGGAGGAGUAGGCGGUGCCAACGUGAACAUGACGUGCGGGAAUAAAUAAUCCGGGAAGGAUUUAGAAUAGUGCUUUCUCCAGUCUCUGGGUCUCUGGAGCAGUAAAGAUGACACAUAGGACAAGUGAACGAGACUUACAAUCCUCUGCAAGAAGAAUGGGCACCUCACUCCUUUUCCAAUUGUCGGUACAUGAGCGAGAGUUGGACUUGGUAUUUCUUGACCACAGCUAUGCAAAACCUUGGAGUGCCCAUCCGGAUGCCAGUAAUGCCCGUCCCACUCGUACUCUUUUUAUUACUCCACGAAGACAACAAGAAAGUGCAGUUGAAGCAGAUGUCCCCAUUGAUGUGGAGACUGUUCCUCCAACACCCAUGCCGUUAUAUGACAACCAAAAGGCAAGAAGUGUUAUGAGUGAGUGUGAACGUCAUGUGAUUUUUGUGCGCACAGACACUGAUGCUCCUCCACCACCUGAUGAUUGGGAAGAUCAUGUUAACAGAACUGGCUGGACAACGUCUCAGAAUAAACUUUUUAAUAAGAUUUUGAAAGCUCUUCAAUCUGAUCGUCUUGCUCGACUCGCUAAUGAUGGUGCAGUUAAUGAGCCAGUACUGAGAAGGAUUGCAGUAGAUAAGUGUGCCCGUCGUGUACGACAAGCUUUGGCCUCAGUUGGUUGGGAUACCAAGUUGGUUCAGUGGCUACAUACUACUCUUGUGGAGACACUUAGCUUGCCCUUGCUUGCUGCAUAUCUUGAUGCAUUGCAGACACUGAAAGGAAAGAUCCCAGCUCUUAUUGACCGCAUGCUCCUGGCAUCCACUGUCAGGGCAGGAGGUGCUAGCGCAGAGGCAUUAUCUUUGCUAUUGAAGAGACCAUGGGACCCAGCAAUUGGAGUAUUGUCUCACAACAAACCUAGCAAGCUUCCAGGCCCCCCUCUAAUCCUGAUUGCUCCAUCAGGACCCACAAAUUCUAUAUUCCCUACUUCACGACGACACAGAUUCUGGCAAUCCCAGCUCUCUUGCUUGGCCAAGGUUAUUCCUGUUGGCUCCCAACUGGUAAACAGUGGCGUUGGACUAACCUCUUUACAGUGCCUGGAAAACAUGAUUGCUGGAUUACGGGGAAAAGUUAUUGAGGUCCACAACCAUUUUCCUCACAAGCCUGUCAUUUUGAUUGGGUGGAAUACAGGAGCUUUAGUUGCCUGCCAUGUUUCUCUUAUGGAAUAUGUGACCGCAGUGGUGUGUUUGGGUUUCCCUCUGCUCACUAUUGAUGGACCAAGGGGGGAUGUUGAUGACCCUCUGCUUGACAUGAAAACACCAGUACUUUUUGUGAUUGGCCAGAACUCUCUUCAAUGUCACCCAGAAGCAAUGGAGGACUUUCGAGAGAAGCUCCGAGCUGAUAACAGUUUAGUCAUUGUUGGAGGAGCUGAUGAUAAUCUUCGAAUAAGCAAAAUUAAGAAGAAAAGUGAAAGCCUGACGCAGAGCAUGGUGGACCGAUGUAUUCAGGAUGAGAUUGCGGACUUCCUUACGGGGGUCUUAACACGAGCAGAUGGCCAUUCUGGCUCUGAUCCACGUGAUCUUGAUGCAGAGAAGAAGAAAAAGCCAAGAGAGUUCCUGAGGAGAGAUUUAUCACUUGAUUUAUCAGAAAGGAACAGCAGGCCAGCCUCCCCUGCAGCACGUUUCCCUGCUUCCCCUUCUGGUUCUGAGGACUUGUCUAGCAGUCCAGCCUCCAGCCCUAAAACCAAGUUAACUGCAAUCCCCUCCUCUCAUAAACCGGGACAGACAACUGUGCCUUUAAAGACCCAAAUACAAAGACCAGGAGCCACUGUAAAUCCUAAGCAAGCUCAAGCACAGUUUGCUGCUUUCCUAAAACAGAACAUGUUAGUGAGAAAGUCUCUCCCAACGGGCUCUCCUUCCUGUGUAUUUGUCCCUGUGUCUUCAGAAGCUUCAGAGGAUAAAGAUGAUCUAAGAGGACAGCUAAAAAGGCCUCCUAGCCCUGGAAGUAACGCUGGAGUAAAGCCCUCAAAGCGUGCCAAAAUCAAAGUGACCAUUGUCUCCCAUGGAGACUCUUCAGGAGGAGGGAACACCAGUUCACAGGAAGCUUCAAAGUCUUCACCUGCAGCUAUAAUUGGGCAGUCUCCAGUGAAUUCCAAAGAGAUGACCAGCCUUCUAACAUCCCCCAAAUUGAUAUCUGAAAAUGCCCCAUCCAGUGGUGUCUCUUCAGCUCUGAUCCCCAAUACAUCUGCCCCUAGUGCAUUUCACUCCAUUCAGAGUCGACUAGCUUCCAGUAUUUCUCCUGGUGUGCAACACCAACAGUCAGGAUCAUUGACAGGCACAAAUUCUGGAACCUCUGCUAGCAGCCUUCUCCAAGGGUUGAGUUUCAGCCUUCAAGAUAUAGGUGGUAAAUCACCUUCCCUCCCCAACACUACAGCCAACACUGGAUCUACCACACAGACAAUGACUGUUAAAGCUCCUGCCCCCCUCCAAGGAUUGGCAACUAUCACUACAGGAACUGGCACAAUCCUGCGCACUAUACCUGUAGUCACUGCUUCUUCCUCACUUGUGGCAUCAGCUGGUGGGAAACCUACUGCAAUUCAUCAGUUGCUUACAAAUGGAGGCCUAGCAAAACUGGCUAGUAGUAUCCCUGGCCUGGCACAGUUAUCCAGUCAGUCAACAGGUUUAAAAGCACCAACCACCAUCACAGUCACCCUCCGUGGUCAGCCAGGUCGUGCAGGCACGCUCAGCCAGGCUAAUAUGGGAGCCAAACAAGAUGAUGUCUCCCAACAGGCAAUAGAGUCUUCCACCACCACGGUGUCUGCUAGUAAACUUCUCCCCCCUCUUGUGACAGAGCAGUGCAAGGUAGCAACAUCCAGCGACAGGACACCUGGGGAAAAAACAUUGUCAAUAGUGCGUGCUGUGACGCCUCCAGCAGUAACUACAAGUCCACCGAAGACACUGUACGUCAUGUCGGAUGCCAAACUUUCUGCACUUACCAAAUCGGUGGGCAGCGACAUGAAUUCUCUGCCCCUAAAACCUAUGACUUUACAAAGUUCCUCAGCGGUCACCCCUGGAGCGGUGACCUUUUCUACUCCAUCUCUUGCCAGCACAUCAAAUCCAGCCUGCACAGUGGUGCUGUCGAAGAUUGGCUCGGUUUUGCAAGCUUCUCCUAAAACUGUUAUUUUGACAAGGACAGAAGCAAAUGAUAAAACAGGAAACCACCUAAGUGCUGUGGAGAGCUUGGGCAGGGUACCAUCUGUCGUCGAUGAGGGCAGCACCAUAAUUCACAGCCGAGAAUCACUGGUCAACAGGCAGCUUCUGCAACCUGCUUUAAUAGCAUUGUCUGGCUCUAGUAAUAUGGUUCAAAGUCCUGGGACCUCAGCCAAUCAGAAAACACAAUGACUACCCGCUUAGUAAUGGGAAACCUAAACAA
Molecule: messenger RNA, 3486 nt
Organism: Hyla sarda
Lineage: Eukaryota; Metazoa; Chordata; Amphibia; Anura; Hylidae
Gene: KANSL3
Product: KAT8 regulatory NSL complex subunit 3
Exons: 23
Coding region: 180-3455 (1091 amino acids)
Biological process (GO): positive regulation of transcription by RNA polymerase II
Cellular component (GO): NSL complex
Source: RefSeq, a predicted model, not a curated record